CAGGUACCGGGCACAAAUGCAUCGCCCCUUCCUUCUACAGGGGACUGUUGCCCCCAUCUCUCUUUUGCUGGGCUUGCUGGUCAUCUGUACCAUAACGCAUGGCUUUUUUGUCCCAUACCUGCCCUCCUCGUCAUUGUCGUCGUCAGCGUCAGCAAUGAGCGUCGUAUCUGGAUUGUCCGUAGGCAAGGCAGUACCGCGCUUAGGUAGUAGCCAGCUAUGGGCGGAGGUGGCAGAGAAAUCUGAAGGAGUAUCGGAUGUGACGGAACGGGUCAUCACCGUCUCAGACUCGGCCCUAAAGCAUUUGGAAGACCUGCGCGCGAAGCAAGGAGUGGAGCACCUGUACCUGCGGAUGGGGGUGCGGUCGAGGGGGUUGCUCGGGCAUGAGCUACGUCCUGGCGUGAUGAAGCCAGAGGAGGUGACCGAGGAAGAUCACGUGGAGAGCUACAGCGAGCACCACUUCUCCUGCGUCGUGGACCCCAAGAGUUUGCUCUACCUUUUCGGCCUUCGCCUGGACUUUAAGGAUCAGUUGAUCGGGGGAGGGUUCGCGUUUUUGAACCCGAACGCCCAGGAAAGCUGCGGGUGCGGUUCCUCUUUUGGGGUGUAGGGAGGAGAGAAGGAAAAAGCGAGGGGGUGGACGGGAGUGCGCGUGGUCACGCCUCGCAAGAAGGCGGACGUUGCCGCAGGGGCGACGAGGAAGCCUCCAUCUUUAUUUGAGCGAUUUCGCCUUUCUUGCUUCGCCUGAUCCAACCGCCACCGGGGAGCUGCAGUGACGUUGUCGGGACGGUCAUGUACAUUUGUGUCAGUUUCAGCUUUUAGAAAUGGAUGCCAGCGCCUGUUACACCCUAGCUCAGUAGCAGUAGCCGCCUUGGCUAAAAAGGAAUCACGAAAAUUGAAGCGCAUAGUAGUGGA
This is a messenger RNA of Nannochloropsis gaditana CCMP526, 909 nucleotides long. Its product is annotated as iron-sulfur cluster assembly accessory protein. The record is from RefSeq and is a predicted model, not a curated record. Gene Ontology annotation, biological process: iron-sulfur cluster assembly. Gene Ontology annotation, cellular component: chloroplast stroma. Bases 17 to 604 code for a protein of 195 amino acids. The transcript is spliced from 4 exons. Gene Ontology annotation, molecular function: iron-sulfur cluster binding; protein-macromolecule adaptor activity.